Messenger RNA from Owenia fusiformis, 2398 nucleotides. The record is from the annotation of a GenBank genome assembly. NCBI's taxonomy places the organism in Eukaryota, Metazoa, Annelida, Polychaeta, Sabellida, Oweniidae.
CUUUCAGCUUUGUACUCAAAAUUAUUUUCAACAUUUUCAAAAUGUUUAGAUUUCUUUUCUUCUGCAAUGUAAAUCUAUAGACACCCCUUCCACUCACCGAGGAACAGAAUAUGGCAGAAUCAAGAAGAUCUGGAAGGGCCAGGAAAACUGUAGAUUACUCACAAUUUGGGGGAGCAGAAGAAAACAGCGAUGAUGACUUUGCGGAUGCUACUCCAACACCACCUCCCAUGAAGAAAUCUAAACUGUCAACCAAAGACAAGAAGAAGAAGAAGAAGAAAGAGAAGAGAGAAAGUCCAAAGAAAACAAAAAGACCUGCAUUAGAUGACAAACUGUAUGAGCGAGACCUCCAAGCUGCGUUAGAGUUGUCCAAAUCACAGUCAGAAUCUCAAGACACCGAACAUGUAGAGUCUGAGGGUACAGAUACAACAGAACCAGUAGAUGCUGACAAGAUUGAAGUUAUACAGGAAGGUAUUCCUGUUAGUGAAUCAGAUACAGAGACUCCAGGACACAGGUCAAGACGGCCUCAUAAAAAGGCAAAGUUCAUUGAUGACAGUGAUGAUGAAUUUAAGGCAGAGUCUGAUCUAGACCAAAAUACUGUAUCUGAAGAUGACUCUGAUGAUAGUUUUAGUUCUGACUCUGAUGAUGAUUUUGGAUCUAGAAAACAUAAAAAAUCGAAAAGAGGUAGAAAGAAAGUGAAAAAACCCACAGCAGUUUCUCCAUCAAAACCCAAGCCCAGACUUAAUGCAACAAUAACAUCUAUCAAUACACACAAAGGUGGUUUGACCCCAAAAGGUCGUGGAGGUCGAGGUAUAACAUCUAGAAGUAGCACAGCCAUAGACACAAGCAGUCCACAUGUUACACCAAGUCGAACCAGCUCUGGAGCACUGUUCAUCAGGAAACCAAACUGGGCACCACCAGGACCAGCAGGCUCUAAGAGUGAUGAUGCACUUAAAUCUCCCAGUACUGGAAUACGUAUAGGACUCUCUAAACAUAUACGUUUAAAACCCCUGCAUGCCAAUGUUAAAGUACCAAGGUAGCACGAACAUCUAUUACCAUGGAGGUUGACUUCUCUGUAUGUAAUUGUGGAUGUCUGGCUGUCAAUUAAUUAAACAUCCUGGGGGCUUCUGCCACAUUUUGUGUUGAGUUUGGGAUAAAAAAUGAUUAACAGAUCUUUAUAUACCAUAUGCCACAAGAAAAUAAGACCCAAAAGUGGAUUUUUGGUUCACAUGGUGAUCCUAUGGAAUUGCCCAUUUGCUCAUUUGUUUGUUCCUCUUUCUAUCUACAAUCUUUAGACAAAUAAAAAUUCCCAUUCAAAUGAGCCAGAAGCAACAUUUGACUCUACCAAAUGGUGCCGUUUUAGAAUUUUUGGCACCGAUUACGACAUAUUUGGGGUCUCAUUCAUUUGGGUCUUAUUCUUCAAAAUAGGUGUCAAUUUUUAGAAAAUCAAUAUUUUGUAAAACAAAUAAAAAACUGAACUGAAAUAUGGCCCUAAUUUUGUCAAUGCAACAUUUUAGCCCCCUUGUCAAUUCCAGGUCUGCUCGACUGUACCUUCUCUGUGAUAUGAUAUAUUUUCAUAUUGUAACAUACAUGAGUCACCAUCCUGCGCGUAUAACACACGGGUAAAAAAUAUAAUUAUUGAAUGAAGCCUCUAUUCUUAAAAUGGUCCAAAUAAUUAGCAGAUGGUAAACUGUAAAUAAAUGUAAAUAAAUGUAUUAUUUGUUAAGUGUAAAUAAAUAUAUCAUAAUCAUAUUGUGACAUCUACAAUAAAUAGAUCUAAAUGAUAGGUACUGUGCCACUGUAUGGAAUAUAUGCAAAUAAAACAUUGAAAUACAAUACAUGUAAAUGCAAUUCAAAAUUCCAAUUCAGGUUUAAACCUGCAUUUAAAAACAGUUCCCUGUUGUAAAUGUAAUGUUUUUUUUAUUAUAUUUAAGAGUUCUCCCCAUAUACUAUUUACAUUGAUUUUACAAGUUUUUGAAUUUAAGAGUUGGUAUCUUAUUUGGGGUCAUCUCAAAAGUUUGGCAUUAAAUUCUACACACUUGUUUUUAAUGAGAGACUUAAACCACCCAACAAUACUUGUAAAGGAACCUGAAUUUUUGUGAAUAUUUUGUCAGUGUUUUUUUUGAAAAUGUGUAUAUUUUAGUGGGAAAUUUUCAAGACUGGCUAAGAUUCCAAUUUUAGUUUUAUGUAUAUUUAUUAUUUACAUAUUUCAUGGUACACAGAAGAAUAUUGACUCAUUCAAGGAGCUGGUAUAAUUUGAUCCUUUUACAGAACUUAAGUAGAAGACUGUUCAGAUUUGGAGAUAUCUUAACUAGAGGUGUCAUGGAUACCCGAUUUUGUUCCGAUCCGCGGAAUUAUGCCCUCGGAACGGAACAUGGAACAAAAAUUAAGAAUUUUGGUU